Messenger RNA from Lathyrus sativus (Indian pea), 939 nucleotides. The record is from the annotation of a GenBank genome assembly. NCBI's taxonomy places the organism in Eukaryota, Viridiplantae, Streptophyta, Magnoliopsida, Fabales, Fabaceae.
AUGAACCCCAGUAAAGAAUUUGCGACUUACGAAUAUCAUAACAAUAACCAACCCAACCAGUUCCAAUUUGCAAUGCACGACAAAGGAGUACUUCCAAAGAGAAUAAUAGUGGUCCGUCACGGUGAAUCACAAGGAAACUUAGAUCCCGGCGCCUACACAGUAACACCGGACCACAAGAUCCCGUUAACACCACAAGGCGUCGCGCAAGCGCGUCUCGUCGGUUCCAAAAUCCGCCACGUCAUCGCUUCUUCAUCUUCUUCCCCUGAUUGGCGUGUUUUCUUCUACGCCUCGCCGUAUGCUCGCACUCAAUCUACUCUCCUUGAACUCGCUCGAUCUUUCUCCAAGAAGCGUGUUAUUGGUGUGAGAGAAGAGUGUCGCAUUCGUGAACAGGAUUUCGGGAAUUUUCAGGUUCAGGAACGGAUGAACGCGAUUAAGGAGACGCGGCAGCGGUUUGGGAGAUUCUUUUAUCGGUUUCCGGAGGGAGAAUCCGCCGCCGACGUUUUCGAUCGUGUUUCGAGUUUUCUUGAAUCUCUAUGGAGGGACAUUGACAUGAACAGGCUUAAUCAUAACCCUUCGAACGAUUUGAAUCUUAUAAUUGUGUCACAUGGGGUGGCUUCUCGAGUUUUCCUUAUGAGGUGGUUUCGGUGGACAGUUGAACAAUUUGAACUUCUCAACAAUUUUGAAAAUAGUGAGUUCCGCGUGAUGCAGUUGGGGAGCGGUGGAGAGUAUAGCUUGGCAGUUCAUCAUACAGAAGAAGAACUGCAUGAAUGGGGGCUCUCUCCUGAAAUGAUAGCAGAUCAGAAAUGGCGAGCCAAUGGCCACAAGAGUCCCUCAAAUGAUCAAAGCCUCCGCUACCUCGAAGCAUUUUUCGAUCUCCUUCCUGAUUCUGACGACGAGGUUGUGGACACUGAAGAUAAAGAAUUCUUUGAGUGCGUGUAG